This is a messenger RNA of Magnolia sinica, 1424 nucleotides long. RefSeq names its product thioredoxin-like 3-2, chloroplastic. Gene Ontology annotation, cellular component: chloroplast stroma. Lineage: Eukaryota; Viridiplantae; Streptophyta; Magnoliopsida; Magnoliales; Magnoliaceae. The record is from RefSeq and is a predicted model, not a curated record. The coding region runs from base 95 to 619 and encodes 174 amino acids. The transcript has 4 exons.
ACCCCGACUCAGGCGUUCCGAGUCGCCGAGUCCAAAAAUAAAAAAUAAAAAAAUCUCAAAAUAAUCCAUUCCACCAUCCAAUUUCGGUUGGAAAAUGUCGAAGGCUCUCUCAAUCGCACCGCCACCCAUAUUCUUCUAUUGCCAUCGGAGGAUUUGGAGUAGUAGGCCAUCCCUUUUGUCAUUUGGGCACCUUCAUCAUCUUCCUAUUCCUAUCAGAACAUGUCUCAUUUCAGCCGUUGGAUCCGAGGCCACAGCAUCUGCCUGGAGUGCGGAGGAAGGCCCCUCUCAGGACCUGCUCUCCUUAGACCUCCAACCCAUCUCCAGCGAAGGCCAGUUCGAUCGAAUCAUUGCAGAGGCUCAGCAGCUUGAGGAAUCAGUUAUCAUUGUUUGGAUGGCAGGAUGGUGCAGAAAAUGUAUAUAUUUGAAACCCAAGUUGGAGAAAUUGGCUGUUGACUAUUAUCCAAGAAUCCGCUUCUACUGUAUUGACGUCAACACAGUCCCACAGAGGCUUGUGAAUCGUGCAGGAAUUACGGUUGCAUCAGGUUGGCAGCCAGCGUCAAACUUAUGCCAGAACUUUCAUCAUGAAUCUGAACAAUAUGACUUUCCGAAAUCAUGCUAGAGCAUUCCCUGGAAGUGACACGCUGCAUCGAAGAAAAGACUUGAUACUAAAGGUCUGGCCCUUAGUGGAAUGGCGGAACAGGAUUCAUGUAGCCAACCCCAAAUAAUUGGGAUAAGGCUUAGAUGAUGAUGAUGUUAGCUUCUGAUUACUGGUUGUUUGUUUUGUUAAUUCAGACAACUGAUUAUUUUUCAUCUUGACCAUUCAUUAAGUGUCCAAAGAUCAACUAUUUGGAGAAUAAAAUGAGUGUUUUUUUUUUUGGUUUGUUUACGAUGCAUGCAUAAACCCUUGCACUGCUGUAUAGUUACAAAAUCCUAAAUGAGGUGGGAUGAGAGGUUCCCUCUCACUUGUGAAUAAAAGAGUGCUCUUUGAAGUGCAAAAGUGAAUGGUGUAUGUCUUGGUGCACAUGAUAAAGGCAUCUUAGAUCUUUGAUGGUUUAUCUGGACCAUCCAAAAUGUGAAUUCUACUACAGAUGGAAAAUAGGUUAAAAUCCAUGAUUAUUUCACAAUUGUCACUAAUUUAAUAGCAUCCUCACAGUGGAUGGUAAAAAACUAUGUUAUUUAUGGCUGACAUUUGUCAAGGAAAACUGAAGAACUGUGAUCUAUUUAAUGAUCCAAUCAAUAUCUUCUUUUAAAAACGUGGGCCAUCCGCAAUAGGGUUGACAUGACAGACAUUAUCGAUUGGUCACACGCUUCACAUCAUCCCGUCUCUUGUGCUUGCAAGUUCCAAGGAGAGAUUGCAAUGUGAGUGGUGUGGUUACUACUCUCUAAAUAGAAAAAAAAAGAAAAAGAAAAAGAAAGUGAAGAAA